This is a messenger RNA of Chara braunii, 1048 nucleotides long. The record is from the annotation of a GenBank genome assembly. NCBI's taxonomy places the organism in Eukaryota, Viridiplantae, Streptophyta, Charophyceae, Charales, Characeae.
GGAUUGUAUGUAUAUUGCUUGAUUGUUCUACCCCUGUUCCCACUCUCCCUACCCCCCGUGUUCUGUGACUACCGGGACUUCUCAAGUACCGCAUCGGUUCAGACUGAUGUCGACGGAACAGGACACCGGGGCACUGCCACGACGCAGUGCCAGAAUCGCAGUUCGUGCCCGCCCUGCAGUACCUCCAAGACCGAAGAAACUCAGCAGGCGGACGACUCCAGCAGCAUCAAGUACGGCAUUGACGGUACAAGACGCCACCGGAGAUCAUCCCGCAUACCCAGUCCGAGGAGCCAAUGAGCCAGCGGCUGAUUAUCGUGGGCGGCUACUGGCAUUUACGGAAGCCGUAGCUGCCGUCGAGGCCCGGAAGGAGACAGCAGAGGCAGAACGUCAGCGGCUAGCCAAUGAAGCGGCAGGCGAAGCUCAGCGAACGACUGAGACUGACGCAGCGACACGAGACAGACGGAAUGCCAGCAGCACGGAGUCCUUGAUUGCUUGUGAGCAUCAGUGGACGACGAUACUCCAAGACAUGAUCUUUGUGCCUACGGAAGCGCAGGCAGACCCGACACCGGCGGAGGCAGAGAGAAGUAACCUGGCUAACUUGCUGCUGGGCAUGAUGAGAGGUAUUAUGUGGAAUAAUACACUGCUGCAUUCACAUCUGCGCACGGACGCGACGCAGCGACAAACAUACAAGAACGAUAUGACUGCGUUAACAUCUGCUAUCCGCACAGAGGCAACGCAGCAGCAGCAACAGCAUCAGCUGUUGAAUUCCACUAUCACACGCGUCAACAGCAUAGAGGCUAACACCUCAGCAGCGCCAGGCUGCACGACAGACGUGACGAAGCAACUCAACGAGCGCAUCGAUCACGUCGUCACCAUCAUCGGCGACAUAAGUACUUUCAACGGACCAGACUCGAUCAGCAGCACGGUGGCCGCCAUCAAGACGGACAUCACCAAGCUACACGAGACCGGAAGCCGCUACAAAGACGUUCAAGAUGCCGCACUUUGACAUCAGCAAGUUCGACGAUUACAACAAAUCGGACGCCUUGUC